Molecule: messenger RNA, 1125 nt
Organism: Cucumis melo (muskmelon)
Lineage: Eukaryota; Viridiplantae; Streptophyta; Magnoliopsida; Cucurbitales; Cucurbitaceae
Product: sec-independent protein translocase protein TATB, chloroplastic
Exons: 6
Coding region: 114-923 (269 amino acids)
Biological process (GO): protein transport
Source: RefSeq, a predicted model, not a curated record
AACAAAAAUCUCAAGGCUAUGGCCAAUGAGGAGGGAGUGAAGUGAAGCUGUGUCCAAAUUAGCGACUAUCUGUUUGCUGGGUCUCCCCCAGUUCAUGGUUCUUCUCAAUAAUCAUGGCCUCCAAAAUUUCAGUUUCGACAUUCCCAUUUUCCCCAUCACCUACUUGCUCAAGACUUUCACCUUCCACUUCCUCUUCCUCUUCCAUCUUAUACCCCAGAACCCCCAAAUUUCAUCUCUCCUUGUGUAAUUUCCCACUGGGUCUCCGCCUUUUCUCUCCGUGGACUGGUUUAAAGCACUUGGGUAUUUCUACCAGAGGAAGGUCUCCGUUUCCCGAGAGAAGGAAGAGAAUUCCUAAGGGGAAAGCAGUUUUUGCAUCUUUGUUUGGGGUUGGAGCUCCCGAAGCACUGGUUAUUGGGGUUGUGGCUUUGUUAGUUUUUGGUCCCAAGGGACUUGCUGAGGUUGCUCGGACUCUGGGGAAGACCUUACGUGCAUUUCAACCCACUAUAAGAGAACUUCAGGACGUUUCUAGAGAAUUCAAGACCACGCUUGAGCGAGAAAUUGGUCUCGAUGAAAUUGAGAGUUCAGUUAACAGCUCAUACAAUGCAAGCAAAUCUACCUACUCAAACCCACCUUCUGUUUCUAAAGCAGAAGAGCUUUCAGUGGCUGAACCAACAGAUGAUUUUUCAUCGGCAAGCAAAGCUUACAGCUCUGAAGAGUACCUAAAGGUUACAGAAGAGCAGCUGAAAGCUCAAGGUCAGCUCCAAACCGAUUUUGCAGCACAAAGCCAGAGUGGAUCCCAAGUACAGCGUGAAGGAACUGUCGAAGAACUUGCCACGGUUGCUCCUGAACUCCAAAAUCUUGAAACCGGGAAGGUUGAGGAGUCAACUACCUCAGCUCCUGGACCUUCUGGAACUGAGACGUAAAAGUUGAUUGUGGAUGGAUGAGUAUUUGUUGCUUCAUCAACGGAUGGGAUGUGAUACAAAAUGUUGUUUAGGUGGGCAAUUAGAAAAUGUGUUGAGUGUUUAAUUUAUCAGUGUCUUGGAACGGUAAUUAGUUUCUAGGCAUUGGAUAAGAUGAUUUUGUUGGAUUACUACUAAUUAGAAUUCCUUCCUCAUUUCAUAUUAA